Messenger RNA from Zeugodacus cucurbitae (melon fly), 945 nucleotides. Its product is annotated as adult-specific rigid cuticular protein 15.5. The coding region runs from base 105 to 866 and encodes 253 amino acids. Lineage: Eukaryota; Metazoa; Arthropoda; Insecta; Diptera; Tephritidae. Gene Ontology annotation, molecular function: structural constituent of chitin-based larval cuticle. The transcript has a single exon. Gene Ontology annotation, cellular component: chitin-based extracellular matrix. The record is from RefSeq and is a predicted model, not a curated record.
CCACAACCUUGGCGGAUAGCAUCAGAACACAAGUAAGCGAGUGCUGGUAAACAUCUAUUAGUAGCGCUUCUAAAUUAUUGUCCAGCUAGCCAGCCGUAAUCGCCAUGAAGUUUGUAGUCUUUAUUUCAAUUUUCUGCGUAUUGGACGCAGUUUCGCACGUAAGCGCUAAUAGUAAUACCGUAGCCUACGUCGCCACACCAGUGCUACGCACGUAUCCGUACGUUUAUAGCGCGCACAGUUCCUCGCUCGUCACACCCACUCAGCAGCAAUAUCACACCCAAGAUGGUUUAGGACAGUACGCUUACGGUUAUGCAGAACCUCAUUCCACAAAGCAUGAGGUGCGAUCAUUGGACGGCAUUACACGUGGCUCAUAUAGUUAUCGCGACGCUACAGGAAAAUUACAAACUGUGGACUAUACCGCAGACGACAAUGGUUUUCGUGUCGCCGCAACGAACCUGCCUAGCGCUGUAUCGAACGAACAAUCAGUUCUACAGCCCUUUCGUGGGAGCGGCUCGUCAGGCGGAGUUGCCAUUACCGCCGGCGUUGGAGCAGCCCGUGACGUUCACCUUGCAGAUCAUAAGGAGGCUUUACUGCGCGUGGCAACGGGGGGCAUCAUUAGCGGCCAACCCGUUGCAACCGGCUCAGAUACUCGGUCUGUACAAUUGUCUCAGCCCGUGGAUGAUACAGUUACCGUGGCCGCUGCAAAGGCAUCUCAACUAAAUGCGCAAGCUCCAGAUGAACAGCAGGUCUUUCAACAUGGACGUGUUCUUACUUCGGCAAUUGUCCCAGUUCCAACUACAAUACGAACAUCUGCUAUUCCUAGCAUUUACAAUUACGGUUACCCGUUGAGGUACUUUUAUUAUUAAGAAGAUUUUUAAUAAAAGUGUCUAAUAUACCUACAAUAAGCACGCACAUAUCACUUUAAAUAAAAAUAUAUUCUAUUUG